Messenger RNA from Trifolium pratense (red clover), 1422 nucleotides. RefSeq lists its product as uncharacterized. NCBI's taxonomy places the organism in Eukaryota, Viridiplantae, Streptophyta, Magnoliopsida, Fabales, Fabaceae. The record is from RefSeq and is a predicted model, not a curated record. The transcript has a single exon. Bases 1 to 1422 code for a protein of 473 amino acids.
AUGAGAACCAAACAAACUGCCAGGCGAGCCCCUCCUUUUAACUAUUCACCACCACGGUUCCGCAACCCAUCACCACCACCAUCUUCAUCAUUACCUUUAAACUUGAAACCCCUAAGAACACUCUUCCCACCUCAUUAUGGUCAACCACCACCAAAUCCAACUCAAACACCACCACAUCUCAAACCAAAAUCGAAAAGGAUGAAACCUUCCUUCUCUGCACCUCCUCGCCGCUCUCAAAGAUUAAAGGAAAACUUUGCAACUCAGAAAACUCAAAGCAAUGUUGAAAAAAUCCACAUUGAUAUCGAAUCAACUGAUGAAGAAGAAAGUGACAAGGAAGAAACUGAUGUUCCUCCGUCCUCAAAAUCUUACUCAAAUCCUUCCUCAAGUGAGGAAACCAAGUCAAACUCUUCCAUUCCUCUUCAAUCACAGUCUAAGAAAGGAAAAGAGAAAGUUGUUGAGACUACUUCAAAAAACAGAGCUAAAAAGGAAAAAUCUGUGAAUGCUAUGUUUCAAGAUGAAACACCAAUGUACUCAUCAGAAGCUGAAGAAAAGAUUUUUCAAGAAAAAUGGAGAACCAAGCCAAUAGCACCAGGACGGUUUUUCAAUUUUGAAGCUCUUCAAUCACAUCCUCUUGAGAUAAAAGCCUACACUGACUUUCAAGGUUGGUCAUCUUUUCUAUCUCUUAAAGAAAUCUAUUACCCUAGGUUAGUUCAAGCCUUUUACUUUAAGGCUAAGUGUGAUCGUGAAAAUUGCACCAUUAAAACCACUGUUAAGGGAGUAGAAUUUGAACUUAACCCUGAUGUUAUUGCUGAUGUCUUUAAAAUCCCAAAUGAUGGAUUUAUGUCUUAUGGAAGAAACUGGUAUAGCCUAGCUAAAACCACAUUUGAAGAAGUUAGAAUCCCUAUUUUCACUUUAGAAUCUCCAAAAGACUCUCGCAAAACCUCUGACCUAAACUUUUUAUCCAAAGUUUUUCAUAUCAUAACUCAAGGAAGUGUUUUGCCAAGACAAGGAAAAUAUGCUGAGCUAGAUGAUAAUGAACUCAUGGUCAUUCAUCACCUGUUUGAAAGGAAAAAGCUAAACCUUCCAUUCCUAAUGAUCAAUUUUAUGAUGGAUAUAGCUAAUAGGAAUAACAAAAAAUUCUGUGUCUCGUAUGGCAUGGCUUUAACCAAAAUCUUUGAUCAUUUCAAAGUACCUUUUGAGGGGGAAAUUGCUGAAACUGAACACAAGAAGUUUUCCUUAAAAAACCUCAAACACUUCAAGAAUGAACCUAUCUCCCAAGCUCCUGUAAAAGUUUACACACUAGUGCAAAAAACACUUUUUAAAUCGGUUCUGAGAGGCUUUUUAAAUCGGUUCCGGGACCGAUUUAAAUUCCGUCGAUUUAGUAAGUUUUUCAUUUUUAAAUCGGGUUUCGAACCGAUUUAA